Molecule: messenger RNA, 201 nt
Organism: Penicillium taxi
Lineage: Eukaryota; Fungi; Ascomycota; Eurotiomycetes; Eurotiales; Aspergillaceae
Exons: 1
Coding region: 1-201 (66 amino acids)
Source: RefSeq, a predicted model, not a curated record
AUGGCCACCCCAAAUACAAAUAGUCGACAAGCUUCCUAUACAUCCUACGAUGAUUAUGUGCGAUCUGAGUACGCGGAAUUCAUCAGUCCUGCAACAGCUGCCCUAAAAACCCACUGGCUUCAAGCGGUACUCAACCCAUUUCAAGAGCCUUCCUUCAACGAAGAAAUCUUCGACCAAGCCUUUGGUAUUUCCUUGCUUUAA